Molecule: messenger RNA, 2724 nt
Organism: Taeniopygia guttata (zebra finch)
Lineage: Eukaryota; Metazoa; Chordata; Aves; Passeriformes; Estrildidae
Gene: DYNC1I2
Product: dynein cytoplasmic 1 intermediate chain 2
Biological process (GO): transport along microtubule
Cellular component (GO): cytoplasmic dynein complex
Molecular function (GO): dynein heavy chain binding; dynein light chain binding
Source: RefSeq, a predicted model, not a curated record
GUCGUUGUUCUCAAAGCAGCUUCGCCAGCCAGCGUCCAGCGGGAGGGGUGUGGCCCUGGGCGUCGGAAGCCGCCUCGUUGCCGCGUCUUUUCGCGCUCGUUCUCCGUGUUAAUUCCUUUCCGACUGCCAGCCCUGACGUGUUUCAGCCAUGUCUGACAAAAGUGAGCUGAAGGCGGAGUUGGAGCGCAAGAAGCAACGAUUAGCUCAAAUCAGAGAGGAGAAGAAAAGAAAGGAGGAAGAAAGAAAGAAGAAAGAAACUGACCAGAAGAAGGAAGUUCUUCCAGUACAAGAAGAAUCUGAUCUUGAAAAGAAGAGAAGAGAAGCGGAAGCAUUGCUUCAGAGCAUGGGGUUGACACCUGAGUCUCCUGUUGCUGUGCAACCUCUGCGAGUAGUAACAGCGGAUACCUGUCUGUUUCACUAUUUAGUCCCUCCUCCUACCUCUCCGUCUUCCAAAUCCGUGAGUACGCCAAGCGAGGCUGGGAGCCAGGAUUCCGGGGAUGGUGCUGUUGGAUCGAGGACGCUGCAUUGGGAUACUGAUCCAUCAGUUCUUCAGCUCCACUCUGAUUCCGAUCUGGGACGUGGACCUGUUAAACUUGGAAUGGCCAAAAUUACACAAGUUGACUUUCCUCCACGAGAAAUUGUUACCUACACAAAGGAGACGCAAACACCUGUCAUGACUCAGCCCAAGGAAGAUGAGGAGGAGGAAGAUGAUGUGGUUGCACCAAAACCAUUGGUUGAACCUGAAGAAGAAAAAACAUUAAAAAAAGAGGAGGAGGAAGAAGCUGCCCCUCAUGAACUCACAGAGGAGGAAAAGCAACAAAUUUUGCAUUCUGAAGAAUUUUUAAGUUUUUUUGACCACUCCACAAGGAUUGUUGAAAGAGCCCUUUCUGAGCAAAUCAACAUUUUCUUUGACUACAGUGGAAGAGACUUAGAAGACAAAGAAGGAGAGAUUCAAGCGGGAGCAAAACUGUCCUUAAACAGGCAGUUUUUUGAUGAACGUUGGUCAAAGCAUCGUGUUGUCAGUUGUCUGGAUUGGUCAUCUCAGUAUCCAGAAUUACUUGUAGCCUCUUACAACAACAAUGAGGAUGCGCCUCACGAGCCUGACGGGGUGGCCCUUGUAUGGAAUAUGAAGUACAAGAAAACUACCCCAGAGUAUGUCUUUCACUGCCAGUCUGCAGUGAUGUCAGCUACAUUUGCAAAAUUUCAUCCCAAUCUGGUGGUUGGUGGCACAUACUCGGGCCAGAUAGUGCUGUGGGAUAAUCGCAGCAAUAAGAGAACCCCAGUGCAGAGAACGCCACUUUCAGCUGCUGCUCACACGCACCCAGUGUACUGUGUAAAUGUUGUUGGGACCCAGAAUGCUCAUAAUUUGAUUAGUAUCUCAACUGAUGGGAAAAUAUGCUCUUGGAGUUUGGAUAUGCUUUCCCAACCACAGGAUAGCAUGGAGCUGGUUCACAAACAGUCCAAGGCUGUGGCUGUUACCUGCAUGUCUUUCCCUAUUGGAGAUGUCAACAACUUUGUUGUUGGCAGUGAAGAAGGCUCAGUGUACACUGCAUGCCGUCAUGGCAGCAAAGCUGGAAUCAGUGAGAUGUUUGAAGGACACCAGGGACCAAUCACAGGUAUCAACUGCCAUGCAGCAGUUGGACCUGUAGACUUCUCACAUCUUUUUGUCACCUCUUCUUUUGACUGGACAGUAAAGCUUUGGACAACGAAGAAUAACAAACCUCUCUACUCCUUUGAAGACAAUUCAGAUUAUGUUUAUGAUGUGAUGUGGUCUCCAACUCACCCUGCCUUAUUUGCCUGUGUGGAUGGUAUGGGCAGGCUUGACUUGUGGAAUCUCAACAAUGAUACUGAGGUGCCCACAGCAAGCAUCACCGUGGAGGGCAAUCCUGCUCUGAACCGUGUGAGAUGGACGCAUUCGGGGAGAGAGAUUGCUGUAGGUGAUUCAGAGGGACAAAUAGUUAUAUAUGACGUGGGAGAGCAAAUCGCCGUGCCUCGCGGGGACGAGUGGGCUCGCUUCGGCCGAACGCUGGCGGAGAUCAACGCCAACAGAGCCGACGCAGAGGAGGAGGCUGCGACCCGCAUCCCGGCAUAGAGCUCCAGCCAGCCCCAGGGCCACGCUGCCAGGGACUGGAUGCAAAUCCUCCAGUGUCAGUUCUAACCACAGAGCAGGGGAGGAAUAUAUGGAUUCAGCAAUGGACUUUGAAAUAUAUUAAGAUCACUGAAAAUCAGAUCUUGCUUUGUUUUGUUUUAUAUAUAAAUUACAAGCACAUUCUUGGAUUUGUGUAACUUUUAAUACGGUUAACUUUGACUUUGCAGGGAUCUUCUUUUGCUGAAACACUAACCUGGUAUAAAUUUGCUACUUGGCUUCUGUAAAGUUCAAUCUGAAACAGUAUCUUUCUGAAAAGUAAAAGCUCUACUCCUAAAACUUUCUGUAUUACAGACUAACCUUCAUUAGGUAGUAAAUCUCUGAAGUAUUCUUUACUUUGAACUUUUCAAAUUACCAGUGAUAUGCAUGCAUAUGUUCCAAGUUUCAUUGUUUAUAUAUAGAUAAGCCUCAGACUCUGGUAGUGGGUAAUAUAUGUGAAUAAAAAAUUGUCUGUAGUUACAAAUUUAUGUGAUAAUCAGACCUGAAUUAAUGAAAUACAUAUUUAAUACUAAUUUCCUUUUGUUUGAAUUGGUGCAUUAAAAGGUGAGACUGAUUCAUAAAUAAAUACUAUACAAGCA